AAUAUUUUUCUACUACAACAGGAUGGGCUCACAAUGAGACCGGGACUGCCGGGACAAAAAGGUGAUAUUGGUAGUCCAGGGAAUCCUGGGCUCAAAGGAGAACCUGGAGUACCUGGUUCCAAAGGUAUUAAAGGUGAGGCCGGUCAAAAAGGCGGUAAAGGAGAUCAUGGGAGAGAAGGUGCUCGGGGUAUUCAAGGAUAUAAAGGUGAACCAGGUGCACCUGGUAUAGCCGGUCUUCCGGGUGCAUCAGGUGAAAAUGGAAAACCAGCAGAAAAAGGUGAAAAAGGGGAUAUUGGUCCAGAAGGAAAACAAGGCCCUCCGGGUCCACCCGGAUCACUUGAUAUUGCUAAGGAUAAUAUUAGUAGUAACUUAGGAAAAGGUGAUAAAGGUGAACGCGGUGCUUUUGGAUAUAAAGGUGAAAUUGGUAACAAAGGUGAAAAAGGUGAGAAAGGAAAUACAGGAGCACCUGGUAUCCCUGGUAUUAACGGCGCUCGUGGUCCUCAAGGAGAUAAAGGUGAACCCGGGAAAGAUGGAUCUUCCGGAAUACCUGGCAUUGCCGGUGCUAAAGGUGAUCGUGGAGAGAAAGGCCCACCAGGAGUAACUGCGUUUGCUGGUGCUGUAGAUUACGUGACCAUCAAGGGAGAAAAAGGUGCAGAAGGCAAAAGAGGGAGAAGAGGUCGUCCUGGUGCUCCUGGACCUAUGGGACCACCCGGAAAACCAGGAAGUAUUAGUGACAUUGGACUCCAAGGAUGGCCGGGUCGACCAGGACCUCCAGGAUUGCCUGGAAAUGUAGGACUUAAAGGAGAAAAAGGUGCAGCUGGUGUAUUUGGGUCGUACGGAAACAUAUUAGCGUUAAAAGGUGACAAGGGAUCAGAUGGUUCACCUGGGAUACCAGGUAAAGAUGGUCAACGAGGUUUACCAGGUCCACCAGGACCUCCUGGUCCUCCUGGGCUAUCACUUGUUGGUCAAAAAGGUGAACCAGGGAUCGGUCGAAGCUACAAUUCUGGAGAGAAAGAUUAUUAUGGAUCUCGUUCAGGGUCACGAAGUAAUAUUGAAGAAUUAAAAGCCAUUCAAGAAUUAAAACAAUUAAAAGAUUUAAAAGAUUAUUUAGAAUUAUUUAAAACAACACUUUUCACAUUUACUAUAAACACAAUUCACAUCAAUUUUCACUCAAAAUAUAAAAUGUUUCCUACCCCGACAGGACGGAAACGGUUAUUUCAGGUCUUGCCAAAGAUUAAAUCUAUCGGAGAGAUAUUACCUACCGUAUCCUUCAUGAAUAUUUAG
This is a messenger RNA of Cotesia congregata, 1284 nucleotides long. NCBI's taxonomy places the organism in Eukaryota, Metazoa, Arthropoda, Insecta, Hymenoptera, Braconidae. The record is from the annotation of a GenBank genome assembly.